Molecule: messenger RNA, 4147 nt
Organism: Haliotis rubra (blacklip abalone)
Lineage: Eukaryota; Metazoa; Mollusca; Gastropoda; Lepetellida; Haliotidae
Product: serine/threonine-protein phosphatase 6 regulatory ankyrin repeat subunit A-like
Exons: 2
Coding region: 855-2054 (399 amino acids)
Molecular function (GO): protein binding
Source: RefSeq, a predicted model, not a curated record
CCCUGCACUAUUGACACAGUGCAGCCACGAGUUGGGCCGGGACACACGGCAAGGUACAUGUUUAGCAUGUAAAUUGUUCGGCAUUCACAUCCCCGCCACGAUCAUUGGUACGUUACACCACUUUCCCACAGCCGGAGCAUACAUAUAAAUGACAAUGCGUGCUACGGGUUCAAGAACGUGCGACAGCCGGACUAUAAUGAAGUUACAGGGAAACAACGUAGGUCUGAUAAAGGAAUGCAGUGCAAACGAUGAGCCAUGAUCAUGGCAGUGACGGGAUCAAUGUUACCCAGUUGUUUCAAGACAAGACAGGCCUGUCUAUGGUGUUUCUCGUCAAACUGUUCAAGUAAAAUCUCACAUGAUACCUUCAAAGCAGUUGGUUCACCUGAUCGUCAAGAAUGUGUUUUAAACAGACCCAUCGUAUGAUUCAGCUGGACAUGAUUUCUUAAUGGUCUCCUGAAACCUAAACCUCAAGAAACGGCUUGUGCACAUAAGGGCAUAAAUUUACAUGCCAGAGAAAUGCAUUUUCAGAAGUGGAUAUAUCUGCAUUCCAUUACGGGGAUGUGAAAAACAAUGAGGUUUAGGGUCCUGGAACAGUGAGCCCUGUACAGCCGUGUGUCUGAUUAUGAUAUGCUAAGCUGCAUGUAAAAUAGUAAGUGGCAUUGUCAUAGAUACAUCAGAGGGUGCAUCGUAAGUGUCGUUGCCAUGGAUACAUCAGAGGGUGAAUAGUUGGUGUCGUUGCCAUGGAUACAUCAGAGGGCGAAUAGUUAGUGUCGUUGCCAUGGAUACAUCAGAGGGUAAAUAGUUAUUGUCGUUGCCAUGGAAACAUCGGAGGGUGCAUAGUAAGUGUCGUUGCCAUGGAUACACCGGAGGAUGCCAAAUCUGAAGCACAAAUGGAUGUUGGAGAUAAAUCAUCAGCAUGUGCAGACAAACUUCAGCUUCUUACACUUCGAACUCAUGACAUGGGACUGAACACAGAGAACAGAUGUAAGUCACACAAAAACGAAAAGAAGCCCAAACGACCCAGCCUCAACGAAUGGAACGAGUUGACCAAAUUCAUAAAAAUCCGUGGCUUUGAAAACGUACGGGAUUGGUUCGAGACUCGGGGUUUAGGUUCAAACGCCAGAGAAUUCUGGGAUAUAAAUGCCCAUUGGCCUCUUCAAACUGCCGCAAAAACUGGAUGUGUUGCCAUUCUGGAUGCUCUGCUGGAGUACGGGUUUGAUGCUUCGGGGUUUUUCUUUGGGGACGGUCUUGUUAAGUGUGCUGCAACAAAUGGCCACGUAGAAAUGAUAAGGAGAUUGAGUCAGCUUGGUCUUCCUUUAACGUCAAACGACGACUAUGGGUUCACGCACUUACACUACGCCGCAAAGAGUAGUGGUGAUAAUUCCCUUGCGAUAAAGUAUCUGAAGCAGAGAGGAAUUGAUCCCAACUCCAAGAACUGUUUCGGUGAGACUGCGCUCCAUAUAGCUUCCUCGGAUGGAUCAGUUCACAACGUGCGUGCUUUAAUAGAUGCUGGAGCUUCCGUGAACAUCAGAACUUGUAGAGGCGUAUCUCCUCUUUAUAAUGCAAUACACAGAGAUGAUGGCGUUCUCGAACACGUGAUGACCCUUCUUGAAGCAGGUGCUGUCUCCCUCUGGACAAAGAGCAAAAACUGUGAGUUCCUUGCAGCCAGUAGACUUAGGAACAUGACUGUAAUUUCGUUACUCGUGUCCAAGAACUUCUAUAUGACCGGAGAGGGUUGUGUUCUGGCGGAGACUCCAUUGUAUAACCUGGCCAUGAUGUCCUGCUCGGAUAGGGAACUGGCCAUUGAUAUCACAAUCACAGGCGGUUAUGAUAUCAAGCCCGAUUUAGCUUGGAUAAUGGACGAUAGACACUAUAACGGAUUUGUUGAGAAGGAAGCCCUCAGGAGGCAGUUAUUAUUUUAUGCAACUAACCCACUGACGCUGGCGCAGUUGAGUUGUGUGGUGAUACGGAAGGUGUUGGGUCCAUCACUGCCGUCCACGUUACCCUCUCUACCUAUACCGGAAAGACUAAAGGAUCGCAUAAGAAUCCAAUGAUAUCAUGUACAGCUGUGGGCCUACCGAUAAUUUGUAACCGCCCAAUCAGCAAUAGGCCAAUAGACGGUAGUCGGUAUAUAGUCGAAUCGAGCCAGACAAUCCAGUGAUUGAAAUCAUGAGCAUCUACGUAAAUGGGAUACGAAGACAUCAAUCAGCCAUCUCAGAGAGCCUGACCACCAAAUCCCGUUAGUCGCCUGUUUGGUUGCUGUGCUGCUGAAGACCAAUUCCAAGUUCUACACAAAGGACCAUCUUGGUGAUUCCCAUGGCCACUGGUUUGGUGCUAGCCUACCGAGGAUCAUGUUCAGGGCGAAUGACGGCGCCUUAGAAUAUUCGACAAUCCGUAUGCUUGACUGCCGAAAUUACACUGCCUAGGUUAACUGGAACCUCAAUAAUGUGGCCUUGUUAUUCUACAGGCCUUGACCAAAGUGCCGUGACAUUCACAAGACUCGCAUCUCUCCACAACCUUCGGAAUGACACAAGUGAUCGCGAAUACUGAUACUGGUAAUAACUAUGUGAUAAAUCACCCAUGUGUCCGCUACCAUGUUAUUAUUGUCUUACAAGAAUGAACUGUUAAUAAUGAUCGAUGUAUAGUAAUAACCAAGCCAUUUCGGAGAACAUUUCUCCAUCGAAAACUGUAUAAUAUGUAUUUGUUAAAGGCUUUUCCACAAUAUAUUUUAUCAAUUAUUCAAUAGGAAUUGCUUACAUUUAUAUGUUGAUUUGUACUUGUUAUUCCUGGUAUGUGCAUUACACCACCCAAUAUGUCUUGUAGUGCCAUUGAAUCAGUGCCAUACAUAAUUCUUCGAUGCUGGCGAUGUUGCAAAUUGUUGUACACUGUGUUGGUAGUGGUAUAUGUAAGUCUUCAGUUGUUAUGUAAAUACCGUUACAUUUAUCUGAAACAAUUUCCAAAUGAUUUGUUUGUUUUUACCUAUACGUUACUGCUGACAUGUCUUUAGUAAACAUCUGUUUGUUAAAUAUGCCAUAAAAUAUGUCUUGCAAUACCAUAAUAUUUUAGCCAGUACCAUAUAUACUAGCCAGAAAAAGAAACUGUGCAUAAAUGAAAUUUCUUCUAAAUUUGAAAGUAUAACUACGAUGAAAAGUUUACAUGAAAAUUUAAUAGGUGGAUAUUGAGAUCAUAAGAAGAUGGUAGAGCAAGCAUGUUUAAUAUUCAUGACAUUGACGUCACAGGGGGCAACAAUCUCGCCAACUCAAUAACGGUAUGCCAACCAUGAGCAGCAAGAACAGCAGGGCAUCGUCGACGCAUGGGAAUGGUAGGGCUGUGGAAUGGCAUGCCAUAUCCUCUGCAACUCUGCUGCCAAAUCACGACCGUUCAUCCGUAUGAGGGCGGACAUUAUCCUCUUGGAAUGUCAAUCCUGGCCUAUGACGGGUGAGAAACGUAAUGGUCACUGGUCCGAUAAUCUGAUCUUUGUAGACCACACCUGUCAAAUGGACCUAAGCAACAACAACACGUGGACGACCUGCACGUGACCUAUUGGCAGCUUCAUUAUUGCAACGUCACGAUCAACAAUGACAAUGGGCAUGCGCGACCACCUGACGUUGAGACAUGCCCCAACGUAUCAUCCCAAUAGCUACAUGACCUUCUGCAGUCAUGAGUCAUGCCAUGAUGUGCGCACAACCGUGUUGCACGUGACCAUACCGAAUCGCCCUAGUACCUGCAUGUGUUCAAUAAAGUUGACUAUUUACUGUUUACAUGUGUAUUUGUGUACACACACGUAGUUCCAAUAUACACUGUGAUUUCCAAUAUGCACAGUUUCUUUUUGUUGCUAGUAUAUAUUCCCUCAAUACAAUUAUAUACUUUAUAUAUCGUUGUAUAUACGCUCCAUCUGUUGUCAUAGGAACAGUACCAUUGCAUUUGUCUCGGAAUGCGGGGUUUAUUUAUGUGAGUGUCACAUAGCAUAAUAUUUUUGAUUAUUCGUUACAAACAAUAUGCAUCUUCUGCCUCAGUGCAAUUGCUGCUGUUUGUGCCUUAUUUUCCAGAACCUUGUUGUCUAGUUCUUAGUAAUCAGUAGUACGUGCGACACACCUCAAAACUGAAAUAUAUCUGCAAGAGAAUAAAGAAAUCAUGCUUUGUGAUA